UCAUGCUCACUUUUGUUUAUGAAACGCAAAGCUAAACUUCAAAGAUAGAAUUUGUUGCAAUAAAUAUGUUUCGUCGCGGUAAAUUGUCGUUUUUGAAUACAAAGGAUGAUCGCAUUAAAAUUAUUAAUGAGCGCGUUAAUUUGACGGAACGACAUCUCAUGGAAAUGUGCUCUGCAUUUUCUUUGCUGACCAGAAAAAUGGCCAAAUAUCGCGAUGCCCACGAUGAACUGGCUAAGCACAUUAAGAACUAUGCCGACGACGAGGAGAUCAACGAAAGUCUCUGCAAUGGCUUAAAGAGUUUCACCAAUGCGGUGACCAUAACUGGCGAUUAUCUUGAUAUCAAUGUGCAUCGAAUGGAGCUAAAGAUUGUCAAUGAGCUGGCACACUUUGAGCAGCUGUGCAAAUCAACACGCGAUAAUCUGCGCCUGGCUGUAAUCGCCCGGGAUAAAGAAGUGCUCAGCCAGCGACAAAUGCUCGAGCUGAAGUCCAAAUUUGCCGCUAAUAAUAGCGCUGCGGACUCGGAGCUAUUCAAGGCCAAGCUGGAAGUGCAACGCACCAACAAGGACAUCGAUGAGAUCAUUGGCAACUUUGAACAGCGCAAACUGCACGAUGUCAAACAAAUUCUCAGCGAUUUCAUUCUCAUCUCAAUGAAACAACACACUAAAGCACUUGAAGUGCUCAGCGCCAGCUACUACGAUAUCUGUAGCAUAGAUGAGCGCGACGAUUUCUUGGAAUUCCAGAAACUCAUGAAGUCCAAGGAGGAACCCAGCGCUCGCAAAGCAUCGCUAAAGAAAGGAUUGCGUUCACAGUCGAUGGACAGCUUGGAUCGUGAGCAUUUAAAAAGUCCUCUGAAGCGGCAUCAGAAAUUGUCCAGGAGCAGCAAGAAUCUGUCGGGAGGCGGCAUCACAGGUCAUGGCACCAAGCCAGAGCAAAGUGAGGAGGACGAGGAGGAUGAUGACGAGGAAGACGAAGACGAAGAGGCGACCGAGCAGAGUGCCGAGGAGGAGGACGAUGAGGAGGAAGAAGAGGUCAGUGGCAGUGCCUCGGAGCAGGAGACGCCACUCUCGACAGGCAGAGAGAAUGUGUUUGGUGCCAAGUUGCGUGGCGGCAAAGACUCCAUGACCAGUGGCUCCUCAACCAACGCAGCAGCAACGCCCCUCAAACCUAUACGACAGAGUGUCAAACAUCCAUUUAAAGCUGUGGCUGCCACACAUGUGGAAAAGCGCUCGAAUCGCGCACCCUCCUACUCCCCAACCCCCUCAUCGUCACCACCCUUAAAGACGUCGUUUAGGAAGGCAGCAGCUGGAGGAGGAGGAGCAGGUGCAACUGGAGCUGGAGGUCGUGGCAUGGCAACCGUUGUUGAAUCGAAGCGCAUUUAAAAGUCUAAUGAUUGCAGUUUGACAGCCAUCAAUACAGUUUGAGGGUUGCAACCAUUCAAAAAUAACAACUUUGAUGUGUGU
Molecule: messenger RNA, 1460 nt
Organism: Drosophila nasuta
Lineage: Eukaryota; Metazoa; Arthropoda; Insecta; Diptera; Drosophilidae
Gene: Fam92
Product: CBY1 interacting BAR domain containing protein Fam92
Exons: 6
Coding region: 66-1379 (437 amino acids)
Biological process (GO): cilium assembly
Cellular component (GO): ciliary basal body; ciliary transition zone
Source: RefSeq, a predicted model, not a curated record